CUUUAUCGCUUCCGUGUAGUGUCGGCGGCAGCCGUGUAGACGGCGCGCCGUUACCACAGACUCAAUCCGAAAACGUCAGGAAACAUGGCUGCCGUGUGGCCUAGGGACGAAUUUCGGGUGCACCGUAGAUCGCCGAGCAAGCGACGUAACGGGACGUGCGGGCGCCCCGGAAUCUCGACGAAGAACCCUUCGUUGCGUCGCCGCUGAGUGUCACGAUGCUGCGUGGACGAUACGGAUAGGAAAACUUGGCCGCCGGAGCGCGCUUCCUGCAAGCUCGGCCGUCGUUGCUGUGUGUGUGCGUGUGUGUUUGUGUGUGUGUGUGUGGAUCGGUGACAUUUUGGAAAACACUGGCCUCCCCUGAAAGCCGAAAGGAGAUACGCUGCGGCGAGCGAAAAACGCAGGAGCGAGCAGCUUCGCGACGAAAUGCCGCGCGGCCGAGCUGACCCGUGGAACGUAAGCCUAACGUGGAGGCCAGGAAUCCGGGGUCACCAUUGACGGCGCGGCGACUUGCGCGGUCCCCUUGACAUGGAGUGCCCCCCGCGGGGCCUCCGGAGGGGCCGUCUCGUUCUAGGGGGCCGACCGCCGACGCUAGACCUCAUCGAGAACCCGCUGUACGAGGGCGGACAGCCUCCCGUGCCCGCGCCGCGAACCCUCCCGCCGGCGCGGACGCAGCAGCAGAAGCAGCAACAGCAGCAAAAGCAGACACAGCAGACAACGGCCAUGCACCACACCUACCCACCGCCAUCCCAGCAGCCGUACGGCGGCUCGCGUGGGUCGUCUGUGCCAUCCUCGAUGUCGUCUGCCGUGGUGCCGACGGGUGCCGUGGGGGCAGACGACGACGUUGAAGUCCGACGGAGGCCCAAGCUGUCACGGAGUGAAACCAUCAAGAGAUACGUGAGGAAAAGCACAGCUUCAUUUUUCGGCCUUGACGAGGAGUCUGCUCCCGAAAGCUGCCAAAGAUGGACGCUACGGCGAAAGCGACUGCUAAGCAAGCGCUACGGCGAGAUCAAGGAGCAGUACAUGCGAUCCAAGGACUGGCACCUAUCGCACCUACAACCUCUCCGCGUGGACGACACCCAGGACUCGGUCGUGCGGAGGUCCAUCUCCGCGAGGGAGACCGCGGCGGAGCCGUUUCACCGAGACCCGGUCUACAAGUUGACCUGGGACGGUCUCACCUUCCUCACGACGGAGGUGCGGAAGCGGCUGUCGGGAGGCCCGCAGCUGGCAAGGCGGGGUUCCCUCCGCCGCAGCUUCAUGCCUUCGGCGGAAGACGUCAACGUCCCCGAAGCCGUGCUCGAGGGCAGCAGCCUCGGCAGCCUCUCCCAGAUGCCCGCACCUUCCGACGAGCUGGUGGACGACGUGUUUUUCGACAAGACGCCGACCGCCACACCGUCGGUGUCGGCGGUGGCGGCGGCCGCCGCGCCUGUGUGGCCAACGCCUCGCACCCCCGUGGAGCCGCAUUCGCACUUGGCCAUCCACCGGACCAACACAGCAGCCAUGGUGCAGGGCCAGCGGAAGGAGUCCACCCGGUGGAAGAGGCCCGCCUCGGUCCACGAGGAUGUCACGGACGGUCGCCUCUCCGUCGGCAUGAACCGCAUCGGUGAUAAGGUGCUUGACUGGUGCCUGGAGAACUCCAACCGGCGCCAGUACGGAAUGGGCAUGGUGGGGAAGCUGUUGCAGAGAAGCUUCCGGCGCGACCGCAUCACGCAGGACGUGCGGCAGCAGCUGGAGGACAUCGAGGACCACAGGCCGUACUUCACCUACUGGGUGACCACAGUCCAGGUCCUGAUCACCAUCAUCUCCUUGGCCGUGUACGGCUUCGGUCCCGUCGGAUUUCACAAGACGCAGAGGACGAGCCUGGUAAUGGUGACAACGCUAACGCUGCAGCAGGUAGAUUUCUAUGAACCGGACAACUUCUGGGUCGGGCCCAGAGCGGCGGACCUGGUUCACUUAGGGGCCAAGUUUACGCCUUGUAUGAGGAGAGACCGUCGGAUCCAUGACAGCAUAGCCAAGGACCGGCGGAAAGAGCGCAACACAGCCUGUUGCGUCCGCAAUGACCGCUCAGGUUGCGUGCAGACUUCCCGCGACAAAUGCUCGACACGAGGAAUUAUGGCUGGGGAGGUGAUUUCGACGUGGAGGAAAUGGAAUGUGAGCCAACCGGGACCACCGAGGUGGGUCGCCGAUCCGUCAGCUGUUGGUCAGGACCGGGGUAUGACCCAGCGCCGCCUGUCGGGCUCCGUCUGUGGUCAAGACCCAAGGUACUGUGAGGAGCCGGCGUCGGUGUUCCCUUUCGAGUGGCCCGACGACAUCACCAAGUGGCCCGUGUGCCGUCGCUCGCACGCCAGCCGCAAGGUGCCCGACGCGCACAUGUCGUGCGAGGUGGUCGGCCGUCCCUGCUGCAUUGGCGUGUAUGGCGAGUGCCACAUCACCACCCGCGACUACUGCGACUUUGUUGGCGGGUUCUUCCAUGAGGAAGCUGCCCUCUGCUCACAGGUCUCCUGCCUAAACGAUGUGUGCGGCAUGAUUCCAUUUGUCAACCCUGAAGUGCCUGACCAGUUCUACCGGUUGUGGACUUCGCUGUUCCUCCACGCAGGGAUCUUCCACCUGUCGAUAACUGUGAUAGUGCAGCUGUUUGUGAUGCGUGACCUGGAGAAAUUGGCGGGCCCUGUGCGCACAGCGGUGAUCUACAUGUGCUCCGGAGUGGCCGGAAACCUGGCCAGUGCCAUCUUUGUUCCAUACAGGGCCGAGGUGGGUCCAGCGGGCGCACAGUUCGGCCUGCUGGCCUGCCUGUUCGUCGAGGUGAUCCACUGCUGGCAGAUGCUGAAGCGGCCGAGUGCCGCCCUGCUCAAGCUCGGCGCAGGCGCCGCCGUGCUUUUCCUGCUGGGCCUGCUGCCGUGGGUGGACAACUAUGCGCAUGUGUUCGGCUUUGUGUUUGGCUUCCUGAUGUCGUACGCGCUGCUGCCCUACGUCUCGUUCGGCAGCUACGACCGGACGGCCAAGGUGGCCCUGAUUUGGGCCUGCCUCAUCGUGUCGGUAGCCCUGUUCGUGGGGCUCGUGCUGCUGUUCUACGUGCACCCCAUUUACGAGUGCUCCUUCUGCCACUAUCUCAACUGCCUGCCCCUCACCCGGGACCUGUGCGACAGCCACCGCAUAAACAUCACCCGCCAGGACACGUGAUCGUGGCCCCUCCCCACCCGUUGUCGCCCUUGCCGGUGACUCCCCGCCGCGGCUUCGUUGUCGCCGUCGCCACCAAAAGCCGUUGCCGAAGCCUGCACGCGCACGUGCGGACGUGUCUCGAAGAGAGUUCUCUCUCUCUCUCUCCCAGUGUCGGCCUUUGUUGAAACGAGGCUCGCGUCAACAUCUGAGCAGUGCCUGUGACGGUCGAGAGACCGUGCGCGUGCGGAGAAGGAAGGCGGUCUUGUCGCGUCGGUUAGAUGCAGCAAUAUGGAGCGUGAGGCAGUUUAAGGGCACAGAACAGCUCGGCCAGGAGAGCCAGGGCUUAAGUCGCUCGCGAGCGUUGCGAAGCCGAGUCGUUUGCACGAGCGAGUCUCGCUCGUUUUGCGUGUAGGAGUCGGUUUACCAAUGCAGCAGUGAUGAAAGGCAGUGAGUCAUUGCCAUCUGCGGAUAGAACGGUUAACAGUGGUGGUAUCACUAGAAAAAAAAAAAAGAAACCGCUGAAGUGGUCAUCAAAUGAUGUCGUCAUGGGACUUACUGAGGCCGGUCGGGGUGUACCAGUAGUUGCCGCAACUGUGGUAGCGAGUAUUGUCGCAUGUGAGAGCAGACGACACAUUCCACGUGCUUGGCGCGGGUUGGCCUCGGGCAAGUUCUACGACGAAAGCGUUCGACAGCCACUCAGGCUGCACCUGUGGCAAUGGUACAACAAACGCCACGUACUGUAGGAGCAGGAGAGUGGCACCUGAUACUAGUCCGCCUAUGAAGUGGUUCAGAAAUUGGCUGCACUCACGAAGUUAAAAAAGAAAGCAGCGUAAGGAUAACUUAUUGCAAAGGAAACCAGGAAGUUACCUCGAACUGUCAGAAGCAUGUUGGGCCACCUGCACGAUUGCUCCUACACUGUCUUCUAAACAGUAUUGACGGGUGUUGCAGCUGACUUAACAGACGACUUCCCAUGUGCCUUGGUCUCGAAGCAACAUGGGAAAAUGGAGAAUCUGCAGGGGCAAAGUGCAGGUAAACAAGUGCCCGCAGAAACUGAAAGUUCUUGGCUCUUCAUCAUGUAACGGUGGGGACGGCAGAGGACAGAGUGUGGUCACAAGGCUUGAUUGUGAGCUCGUGCACGCUAUCGGCGAGUCUGUUGGAAGAAAAGAAAGUUUCGCCAAUGCCGAGCUUGCGUGCAGCGUUCAGUAUUUCGAUGAGAGAUGGCGCAAGAUCACUCUCUCUUCGACUGGUGAGUCACAAGACUUAGAGCCGUUGCAGUCGCCGUCAGCGACGGCAUUUGCGACUGACAGGGUUGCACUGGGCAUUCCAGACUGUUUCACGAAGCAAGCGAUGGGUCUGUGAAAGUUGCUGUUGUUUUCUCUUCUUUCUUUCUUUUAUAUAGCAGGACUAUCCUGCAAGGCGAGUGAUGUUGUGCGAUGUUUGUCUCAUGGCUUUGCUUUCGAGAGUGACUGUUGUUGGGAGGCCGAAGUGAUGAGAAGGCGCUGCUGGUCGUGUGUGAGGAAGCUUUGAAGCGAGACUAGCGAGGCUAAAACGAGGCAAGACCUGUUGGAGCCUUCAGCGCGGAAGACGACGAUGCAACUCGUCUUCCAGAAACGCCAUCCAGCUGUUAAGCGUUGGAAAAAACAAAAAGGACGGAGUGAUCGCUCGGUUGAGAGGCACGGGCGAGAAAGGACUUGUCGUUGUGCUCGCCGAAGCAUACUUGUAUCUCUGUGCAAGAAUUUGCCUGCCGGCUUCUGCAGGCUUGUGUUCAUUGAUUGCGGGGGGGGAAAUGGCAAACCUUUCCUCCGCACUGUUCCUCUUUUGUUUUCAUCCCAUCUUGUGCGUGGUGAUUGUACAGGGCAGGAUGUGGUGGACUGUGGUGCUUGGUUGACAAGGACUCCACGAUGCAGGAUAGUAUACUUGUUCAACGAUCCCAGUUUUCUUCUUUUUUUUUUUUUUUGCUGUGGAUGUUCUUUCUCAAAUGUGCGGUGGUGACGUGUUGACUGUUAUUUCACGCCGGUUUCGAGAUGGAGAGAGCUUUGCAACAACGUCCUUUUUGUUGGCGGCGAUGUGGCGUCGUGUGUGUAGCGUACCGUAUUUGGCCUGACGUCUGUGGAUCAUGCCCCCCACCCCCUCCCCUUCCUUCUUUUGCCCUGCCAUUUUUACUGUUAUAUACACGGUUUGAUUUGAUAUUGGAAGGCCAACCCUGUUGCUUUUCUUCAACUACAAGUUUUACAACGCGUUGUGCUAUGCCAGAAGAUGCAAUUCAGUGAGUUGUGACAACUUCGUUUUUCUUGUUUCUACCUGAGCUAAUAGUGCAAAAAAAAAUCUAUUAAGUGGCUUUUACUGUCAAAUUAGGUCACAGGGCGCCUUUAUUUCUUCUAGCUUUUGUUUUUAGAGUUAUAUAAUUGUGAUAUACUACUGGUUAUAUUUAGUAGUUUGUGUUUCUAUGUUUUUAGAUGUUUAUCGAGGAAACUUCCUGUUGAUUCUAGUCAGAUGCACUCUGACCUCCCAUUGUCGUAUGGCUUAUGCUGUUGCAUGUGAUGCCGAUCAUUUUCAGUUGUUUGUGUUUUAAUCUUGAAAGAUAGUUCCGGUAACACUAGUCUCAGUUUGUGACAGACUUUGCACAACCAAAUUUGAUAGGCAUUGCCUGACAGGCCUUGUACUCCAAAGUUUGUAUGACAAAGUUUGACAAACCUUGAAUGUCAUACCUCAUUAUGACGAAGCUGCAACCGACACAAACGUACCUUCGGUUUACUUGGAAAUUUUUCGUAACGACACAUGCCGACAUCGGCAGAAAAAAAAAAAAUCACAAUUGGGUGUGCGUGAAAGAAAUGUAAGCCUAUUGCCUCUGACAGGCCAGUGAAUGGCCUAUUGUCAAUUUUGAUCACCCGUCGGUGGCUUUACGUGCUCAAACAUUGCACGUGAACAAUAAUAAAUUACAAACGCACUGGUGCACCUUCGUUAAUAUGAAAUAGUGCAACCGAUAUGAUCGCACAGGAUAGGCACGUUGGCUUGUUGUCUACAGGCCAGCCAGACCAAGUGAUUGGCUAAAACCUAAGUGAUUGGCAAGUCCUGAAUCGAGUUGUUGCAAGAAUGAAGUCAUAUAGAGUAUCUCCCGCUGAGUAUUUGACAUUUUAGUUACCAGAAUACAUACAUUAAGCUGCCAAGUAAACAAAUAUUUGCUUUGCUGUAACGGAUAUUGUCUCGGGUUCCAUCAUUUUUGGUUUUGUUUUAGAAGUAGAAUACUCAUUGAAAUGAAGCACAGCAAACCAAAUUUUAGGUUUACUUCGUUAUAACAGAUUUGUUGUUGCCAUGUUCAAUUACAUCCGAGGUUUGAUUGUAAAACAAAGUUUGACAAACUUUGCACGACAAAGUCAAACUUUCUGCGACAUAGUUUGACAGCAGCUUUCGUCACCUAGGUACUGUUAUUGGGUGCUAAAACGCUUGCUUUUGACCAUACAACAUUCUUGAAUGUCCAAGAACUACAUAACGAUGUUAUUAGUGUUGCUUAUUCUACCUCAUUAAUAUUACCCCUGUUAAUUACGGUACACUACUUAGUUUUAGCAUCGCUUAGCUCAUUGUAGUUUGAUCCACAUAACACUUUGUGAGCUGUUUGCAGUGACUCCACAAGUUCUGCGUGCAAACACAUUAACAUUACACCUAAGUUCUGUCUUCCCACGUGUUCUACGAAAUCUGCGCGCUUUUUGCAUAGAUAAUUAUUUUUUAAACUUUCGAUCCCAAAGAUAUUCUUGCUUUUUUCAAUAACAUUCAUCAGGAAAACUGUUCAUUCUUUCAAUCAAAUGAUAUCCAGCAAAACCGCAGGCGGUGUUUCCCAGUUGUUAUCCAUAUGACUUUUCCAGAUUGUGUAAAAUGCAUAAAUUUCAGGCCUCGCUACGAAAGUAAUCGUGCCAUUUGGUGAUUUUGUUAUGUCUAGGACCAUGUACAUUCUUGCUUUCAAUAUUAUUGGCCGUAAUGAGGUACAGUGAAACGGAAAAAAAUUAAGUGCAAGCGAAUGGCAACAGGAGCAGCAAAAUGGCAGUAUGCGGCACUGACGUGCAAGAAUCGGACAGAUAGCGAAGGUGCUCAACUCUUGCCACGUCUGCAGUGCGGGGACGUUGGCAGCUGUCGGCAACAGCAUAAUCGAUAUGGAAUCUAUUAAUUUCCCAACUAUUAUGCAAAAAAAAAAAAAACUGUGGUAUUGUUGGACUGUGCAUGCAAGUGUUUCAGGGCAGUUGUUGCUAGUUAAAAUUUUUUUGUUUUUAUGGAGUGCGUGAUAAGAAUCAUUCAGCCCUCACUGCAUGUUAUAUUAUGUGCAAAAUACCACAGACAAGGGAAAAUGCACAUGGCCACAUAGGUGAUUUGUGUGUUUUUUUUUUUCGUAAGCUGCGUGCCCCCUCGUGAUUUGUUGGGUGUAAAUUGGCAGAACUUCUGCCACUGAUUGUGCAAGUCACUGUGCACACGCAAAUGCUACUCUGUUAACUCAAGGCUGUUCAGUGAUCAAAUAUGUCACCUUUAUCGCGGGAAACGUUGAAGAAACAUUACUUUUCUCGAUUUAGCAUAAUGAAUGUAACAUGAAAUGGUAUUUAAGGUCACCAACAUAAUAUGCACCUGUUCAUUGGCAUAAUAAGUCCUACCUGGUUGUAUGGUCAUUUAGCACCAGUAGCAACAAAUGUUAGGGCAGAACUCCUUGGACCUGUGCCGAUGCCUAAGAGAAGACAAGCCCUUUGUUGGACACUCGGAACCAAGACCUUUUUUUGCACCUGCAUUAUCAUGUCUGCACCUGCUUACAAUUCCAUCGGAGCAGUUUGAGGACUUUGCAGACUUGUUUGGAAGGAAACGCUGGAAUUUUUUAAGCAAAUUUAAAUUUAUCUGGCACCUUCAGAAUGCUGCAGAUAAGAUGCAGGACUCAGCUCACGUAAGUUCUCAUCGUGAUGGCUAAUAUCCGUGCCACUGAUGCACAUAGCAUGACAGUGAGUGUUUAAUGCCUUAAGUUUAAUGCUGUUAAAUUGACGAUCAUACGUACAAACUUUGCCUAAUGUAAUCCACAACUUGAUGACCUUGCCACAACUUAUUUGCCCGUUGACUGCGUGUGCAUUUGCGCACCGUUUAUACUGAACAGGCAUAUUUCUUGCAACGAACAGCUCUGUAUCAGGCAACAAAGUUUGUAGUACUCAUAACAUUCGGGACAUGUUUUUGUAUGGGUAUCAGCUGUUUAUAUCCUUGCUAACAGACUUGAUACUCAGUUCCUAUGUGCUUUGCUUAAAACUACAUCGUCAACAAUGAAAUAUAUAUUGAUUUCCGUAAAAUUGUUUAAAAUUUAUAUUUGGGUAAUAUUGAAACCAUUUGCAAAUUAUGUUUUCUGAUUAGAUGACAAUGUUCGUGCAAUAUUUAGCCAUAUCAGAAUUUUGAAACUUGAAGGCAUUAAAUCGUAGAUGUGUGGCAUCACCUCUGGAAUUAACACAGUAUCAGGCUGUCUCCAUAGUAGCACAAUCUUUCAAGUGGAUUUGAUACUAUGUGCCUUGCUUAAAGCUACUUUGUCAACGGGGAAGCGAUAAUGAAUACCAAUUUCCACAAAAUUGCUUUGUUAGGUUUGAGUUGCUUGAAACUACUAGUGAAACCUCGAUAGAACGAUGUUGUAGUUGCAGCGAAAAACUUUGUUAUAUCGCAAAUUUCAUUAAAUCGAGGUUCGUUAUAUCGAGGUUUGACUGUAUUUACAAAUAUUAAAUAUUUUCAGAUUACAGGACAACAUUAGUGCAUUAUUUAGCCGAAUCAUGAUCGUGGCACUUAGUGACAUGAAAUCUUGAUAUAUUGAUUUAUUACACUUUACUUCUUGGCGAGUGUUCGUUUUAUUCUUCUAUGUUCAUUCCUGGACAGACGGGUUUCUGUCGAACUCUGGAUUAAAUCUUGAUAUGCGGUCCCACCUUUGAAAUUAACAGCAUCGAGCAACUUUAAGGCAUUAGACAUUAUCAGACUCCGUGCUAAUGUGGCAGAGAUGCAAGCUUGUUUGAAGGACAACCACUGAAUAACAGUUUCUAGAACUCUUCUGUAAGUAAAAAAAGGAAUGAUGAUUAGUCAAUCUGACCUCCCAGUUCUUUCAGUCGUCUUUUCGUCAUCCCAGCAUGACCCGGUGCCUGUAGCGGGGGAAAAACAAAAAAAGACACUGUUGCUACUGAGACCGAUUGUCGGAGGGUAUUGAUGACCAAUUGAUCGCACCUCCCGUCAUUCCGAGUUCUGUCCAUUGUCUUUCCGUUAUCCCAGUGCGAGACUCAGCGCCGACGACUGUAACGAGACUUGAUCGUUGGAUAGUGUGUUGCUGUCUGGGAACGAGAUAUUUAGGACGCCUACAUUCGCCUCUCCUCUUUUUUUUUUUUUUUUUCUACUGUCACUGUGAAGUGAGCGUUCGUCGAACGGAUGAGGAAGCUAGAAAAAAACGCAUAGCUUUUUUUUUUGUGUCUCUCUCUUUGUCGUACGAGUGGUAAAGAAGCGCAAGGCUUGUAUAAACAUGUACACAGUGUAUAUAGCGAAACCGACGUAACUAACCAAAGCAAAAAAAUAAAAAAACACACCACCUCCACCUUCAACCCUCCCCCCCCUCCACCCUUCCCGUUCUCUACUGAGGGCACACCAGAGUUAACAACAUGACAAUGGGCGUGCCAAGCAAGCAACACGAGACUGCGUCGGCGAGCGUUUUUUUACCUUUCUAUACGAGGAAACGUGUUGCACCUGUUGCGCGGUGCCGGUGACAGCAACCUGCACCGAUGAUGACUCUGCGUGUUUUUGUUGUUUUCUUUUUUUCCAUUCACUGUUGGACGCUGGCUGACCGGUGGUUACCAAAAACAAAAAUCGGGCGGUGGUUUGAGGUCGAAAAAAAAAAAAAGUGACACAAAAGCAAUGAGACGCUGGUGAAGAGAUUAAAAAAAUGAAACUACCCCCUCUCCUGCAGAACCGCCUCUCUCUCUCUUUCCUGAGAAAUGUUCUCGGUUGUAAUAAAUAUAUUUUAAUAAAUGCACACAAUUGAAAGCAGCACUGGUGA
This is a messenger RNA of Dermacentor silvarum, 10189 nucleotides long. RefSeq names its product inactive rhomboid protein 1-like (gene rho-5). Gene Ontology annotation, biological process: regulation of epidermal growth factor receptor signaling pathway; regulation of protein secretion. Gene Ontology annotation, cellular component: endoplasmic reticulum membrane. Lineage: Eukaryota; Metazoa; Arthropoda; Arachnida; Ixodida; Ixodidae. The record is from RefSeq and is a predicted model, not a curated record. Gene Ontology annotation, molecular function: serine-type endopeptidase activity.